Frankliniella occidentalis (western flower thrips) is the source of this 713-nucleotide messenger RNA. RefSeq names its product epidermal retinol dehydrogenase 2-like. Gene Ontology annotation, cellular component: lipid droplet. Gene Ontology annotation, molecular function: oxidoreductase activity, acting on the CH-OH group of donors, NAD or NADP as acceptor. Lineage: Eukaryota; Metazoa; Arthropoda; Insecta; Thysanoptera; Thripidae. The record is from RefSeq and is a predicted model, not a curated record.
CUGCUGCAGGCCUACCUGCCCUCCAUGUACGAGCGCAAGCACGGCCACAUCGUCGCGGUGUCCUCCAUGUGCGGCCAGAUGGGCUGCACCAACCUGGCACCGUACUGCGCCUCCAAGUUCGCCGUGCGGGGCUUCAUGGAGACCCUCGCCGUGGAGCAGCACGACCUGCGCCCCGAGAUGGACGACAAGGUCCGCUUCACGACCAUCUACCCCUACAUGGUGGCCACGGGGCUCGUCAAGUCGCACACGGUGCGCUUCAACGGGCUCAUGCCCAUCCUCAACCCGAAGGUGGUCGCCGAGGAGGUGGUGGCCGCCAUGCGCCGCAACCAGACCGAGGUGUCCGUGCCCGGCUGGCUCUUCCACUUCAACAGGUUCAUCAGGCUAUUCCCGGGAUGUGUGGGAAUAAUGGUCCGCGACUUCCUUCAGGUCAGGAUUUCUGGAGAAUAAGAGGCUAAAACAUCUCCGUUACGAUAGCUUCAGUGUACCUUUACCAUAAAACUGUGUUUUUGAUUGAUGAACUCGUCUUCAUCAAGCAGCCCCGACAUCACAUUUUGUAACAUUUAUUUACGAUAUUUUUUUUUCGUAUGUAUGAUAUUCCGACAAAACGACAGCGUUCCAAUAAUUUUGUAAAUCUUGUGAUACGUGUGUACGUGUUUUUCUUUUUUGUAUGACUGUAGGUAUUGAUAAAAUAAUACAUUUAUUUACUACUUUUA